Messenger RNA from Lichtheimia ornata, 219 nucleotides. RefSeq lists its product as uncharacterized. NCBI's taxonomy places the organism in Eukaryota, Fungi, Mucoromycota, Mucoromycetes, Mucorales, Lichtheimiaceae. The transcript has a single exon. The record is from RefSeq and is a predicted model, not a curated record. The coding region runs from base 1 to 219 and encodes 72 amino acids.
AUGACACAGCACAUUAGCCAAUUGGAUAACGCACUUGCCACAAUUAACGCGUACAGUGAACAGCAAUCGCUCUUCCCGAUGACGACUUUUGACAAGCUUACUGGUGGAUACGACCAUAUUGCAUUAUACGAGCUACUCUUUUUCACGCGUCGCGUUGCAGCAAGCCGACUGAACCCAUCAUAUGAUAUCUCCAAUCUCGACAGCAAGGCCUUGCAUUGA